UGGCCCGCCCGGAGGUGGAGUUUGCAGAAUUUGCAUCUGGGGACGGCGCGGCCGGUGGCCUGCGUGGCCAGCUAGCAGAAUGCCCCCUUCGAUACCUGCUGGGGAGCUGGGUUGGCCCCUGCAAGGAGAGCCGUUUGCUCGCAGGGACACUUGCAGAAAGCAGCACUCGGGGCGACCAGGGCGUGCAAAGUGACAGCCGGCUUCCUGCGUCCCGGGCUCUGAGGCACAGCUGUUGGCUUAGACUUCUGAUCACACCGCCUGAAGGCCGUCCACGGGGCUGUGACUGCCGCCGCUGCCACAGGUCUUCGACUGGACCGGGUGAGGCCCACCCAGAUUACGAGGCUGAUCUCCACCAUUCGACGGACCGCGGGCUCUGACCGCCCCUCUGCCACGCCUGCGCAGCACACCUGUGUCCGACUGCACGCACGCCUGGAGCCGCGGCCAAGCCCUGCGGACACAGGACGCUGACGGCCCCGGUCCCUCUCCCAGGUCCCCCGGGGGCCCCCCGCCGGCCGCGACCAUGGACAUGAACAUGACGGGCCCGGACAACGCGACGCUGCAGAUGCUGCGGAACCCGGCGAUCGCCGUGGCGCUGCCCGUGGUGUACUCGCUGGUGGCGCUCGUCAGCAUCCCGGGCAACCUGUUCUCGCUGUGGGUGCUGUGCCGCCACAUCGGGCCCAAGUCGCCGUCCGUCAUCUUCAUGAUCAACCUGAGCGUCACGGACCUCAUGCUGGCCAGCGUGCUGCCGUUCCAGAUCUACUACCACUUCAACCGCAACCACUGGGUGUUCGGCGUCCUGCUGUGCAACGUGGUCACCGUGGCUUUCUACGCCAACAUGUACUCCAGCAUCCUGACCAUGACGUGCAUCAGCGUGGAGCGCUUCCUGGGCGUCGUGUACCCGCUGAGCGCCGCGCGCUGGCGCCGCCGCCGGUACGCGCUGGCCGCGUGCGCGGGCGCCUGGCUGCUGCUGCUGGCCGCGCUGUCCCCGCUGGCGCGCACCGACCUCACCUACGCCGUGGACGACCUGGGCAUCGUCACCUGCUUCGACGUGCUCAAGCGGACCAUGCUGCCCAGCGUGGCCAUGUGGGCCGUGUUCCUGUUCACCAUCUUCGUGCUCCUCUUCCUCAUCCCCUUCGUGGUCACCGUGGCCUGCUACACGGCCACCAUCCUCAAACUGCUGCGCAGCGCCGAGGGCCACACCCGCGGGCAGCGGCGGCGCUCCGUGUGCCUGGCCGCCGUGGUGCUGCUAGCCUUCGUCACCUGCUUCGCCCCCAACAACUUCGUGCUGCUGGCGCACAUGGUCAGCCGGCUCUUCUACGGCGGCAGCUACUACCACGUGUACAAGCUCACCCUGUGCCUCAGCUGCGUCAACAACUGCCUGGACCCCUUCGUGUACUACUUCGCGUCGCGCGAGUUCCAGCUGCGCCUGCGGGACUACCUGGGCUACGGCCGGCUGCCCACCGACAGCCAGGACGCGCGCCGUGACAGCCUCUUCUCCGCGCGCACCGUGUCGGCGCGCUCCGCGUCCUGCGCCCCGGAUGACCGGCCGGACGCGGCGGGCAGGCCCGGCCCGGGGCGGCGCGAGAGCGAGUUCUGA
Molecule: messenger RNA, 1597 nt
Organism: Lemur catta (Ring-tailed lemur)
Lineage: Eukaryota; Metazoa; Chordata; Mammalia; Primates; Lemuridae
Gene: P2RY8
Product: P2Y receptor family member 8
Exons: 3
Coding region: 521-1597 (358 amino acids)
Biological process (GO): phospholipase C-activating G protein-coupled receptor signaling pathway; positive regulation of Rho protein signal transduction
Cellular component (GO): membrane
Molecular function (GO): G protein-coupled receptor activity
Source: RefSeq, a predicted model, not a curated record